Cloeon dipterum is the source of this 12338-nucleotide messenger RNA. It is a transcript of the gene btv, whose product is annotated as beethoven. Gene Ontology annotation, biological process: microtubule-based movement. Gene Ontology annotation, cellular component: dynein complex. The annotation marks the transcript as partial. Gene Ontology annotation, molecular function: ATP hydrolysis activity; dynein light intermediate chain binding; minus-end-directed microtubule motor activity. The record is from RefSeq and is a predicted model, not a curated record. The transcript has 62 exons. Lineage: Eukaryota; Metazoa; Arthropoda; Insecta; Ephemeroptera; Baetidae.
GGUGUGGAUGACGUGGAAGAUGAAAUAAAUUUUUGGAAAACCGUUCCGAAGUCGAAAAACAUUCUAAAUAUUUUGGUGCCUUUUCAAAAUGAUUACAACAUGCUGAAGGGUUCAGCCAGUUUAACUGACGUCGAGGACAUGUUGGACGCCGCACACGAUGUUGUUGACGAGCUGUGGAACGAGGACAACCCUCCCUUUCCGCAAAAUAGAAUGGAAAAUCUUCUCCUAAUAAUUGCUAACAGCCUUGUGAAGUAUUUGCAAAACCACCUAUCCAACGUAAAAUUGUGGACUGAGUCUUUUGAAAAAGUCUCUCCAGUUCUGAGCCAAGCGUCUGCAGCCGCGCAGAGGUGGAUUGAUACGUGUAACAAACUCACCUCGUUUUACUGGCUCAACAACCCGAACCACAAAUGGUCGGGACGGCCGUUCACACCAGAUUUCCUGUUUAAUUUUCACAGCAGGGUUGAAGAGAUCAACAGUAUCAGAUCAGUGCAUCAUCAUUUGAAGCAAUUCCUUCCAGAAGAGGAUAUUGCCCAGUGCAAAGAUGAGGAUGCCUUUAAAAUGUUUGAAGCUGGGGACUCACUUGUCUUCAACUCGUUCAUUGCUGACAAGUGGAGAAGCGCCGUGGGCCAGUUUGAACAGACAGUCGCGCUAUUGGAGGAGCGAGUGGCCGUCAAAUUGAAAUCUUUCCUCACCCAGCAAGGCGCUAACGCCACCCAGUCUCUCUACGUGAUGACGAGCAUGGAGAAAUUAUUUUCGCGUCCGUACAUCUUGCGUCUUUUGACCAGCCAACGAGAAUCACUUCUGGCCGAGCUGAAGGCGACCAUCGAUGAAAUUAAAGUGCAAAUGCAGAAGCAGCAGGCGAGCCUAGAAAUUAGCAACGCUGUUGAGAUUGUAAAAUGGGUCAAACAGCGAGAGAAAAUUGUGUCGGACAUCGCAAGUGGCAGCAGCAAAUUUUUAUCCGAUUUGUCAGGCUACCGUAGCUACGAGGCGGAAAUAACCUCGCUGCUGAAGUCCCUGAAGGAGUUGGACGCGAACGCCUUCAAUUUGUGGUCCAGGACGAAGUUAGCCUCGCUCUCCAACGCCACUUUGAGCUUCAACGUGAACGAGCCGGUGGUGAAGUUCGACAAAAAGUCGCAGCUCAUGGUGGUCACUUACAACCCGGCACUGAACGAGCUCAUCAGGGAGUCACGACAGCUCACGGUUUCGGGACACGCCAUUCCGGAACAGAUCAAAAAGGCUGCAGACCAGGCCAAGGAGUUUGUGCGACGUGCCAAAACACUUGAAAAGGUGGCAAACUUCCACAACACGAUCGGCAACCGGAUGAUACCCUGCCAGCGACCGAUGAUGCUGGAGGCGGCGUUCGCCUUGUCGCAGCUGGUGCAGAAGGAAACACAGGUGACCUGGGUGGAGCCUUCUGCCGUGGACGAGUACAUCGACAAGAUGCAGGGCGCCGUAGAGCGGCUCUCGGCACAAAACACGCUGCUCUCGGGCUACCACUCGCUGGUGCUCAACAAGGUCAAGUACCUGAUGACGACCAACCUGCUGAAGAACCAGGGUCAGUGGAAGGGCACCAUCAGGGAGAUCAAGGAAAGCUUCAAACAGGUCGAGGCAAAGAAUUUUUCCAACAUGAAAGCCUGGAAGCUGCACUGGGAUCACCAGGUUUACAAGGCACUCGAGUUUCAAUACAUAUUGUGCUUGGAAUCGCUCAGCGAGCACAUUCCAGAAAUCAGAGUUGAAUUAGUUUACAGACAGCAGACGUUGCAAUUUCAGCCACCGUUUGAGGAGAUUCGUUUGAUUUACUUCAAUCAGUUGAAGAAACUGCUCUCAAUUCCUGUGCAGUUCAAAGGAAUCGAGGGCACUGAGCACACGAUGUUUGCCAACAUUGUUGAAAGAAAUGGAAACCUCUUGAGGCCGUUGUACGAGAGGGCAGAGGAGCUAUUUACAAAGCUGAAGGAUCUGCUGGUCAAGUUUGAAAAGUGGGUCGCGCUGGGCAGCGUUGACCUGCACGAAAUGGUCGAGCAGAAUCUCCACACGGCGGAUGACUGGGAUAAAAACUUUAAAAGCUCCAAGGCGUGGGCACAAGAUAUAGGACGAUUUACAACGUUGGAAGAAAAAAUCGAGUGCUUCAUGGUGAGCAUGCUGGCGGUGCGGGCCGAGGCCGAGAUGCACAACCGCCGCUUCUGGGACAUCCUGUGCACCAGCCUGCGGGACGCGGUGACCAAGGAGGCGCAGAAGAUCCACACCUUCGCCAUGGACGGCAUCAACGUGCUGCGCCAGCAACCGGCCUCGGCGGCAGAGCUGAGCAGGGCCACCGUCCAGUACUCGGAGCUGCUGAACAGGACGCCGGACAUGGUGCGCGAGUAUGACGAGGCUAGGAAGAAGAACCGCAUCUUGGCCAACUGGACCAGGGAGCGGGUUGGCGCCUUGGACGAGGUGGCCGCCGUCUGGCAGAGCUUCCAGCUUGUCCUCGGCAACAGGGAAACGGUCAUCGAAGAACAAAUCAGCAACAUCAAGACACAGCUCAACGAGCGACUGCAAGAGUUAUCCGAGGACACAGACAAGUUUUGGCAGCGCUGGAAGAGCUCCAGGCCGAGCGAUAGCAAAGUUGGAAACGCGGCUCUUCUCAAAGACACUUUCGACAAUUUGGCUGCAAAGAGAAAAGAGUGGCUCUACCUAAAAGAAAAGAGAGACGAACUCAAGUCAGAAUUGGAUGCCUUUGGUCUUUUUGACACUGACGUUUCCAACUGGACUGAGAUCGAGACUGAAGUCCAAUCUCAAGAAAUUACGUGGAAUCUGCUGAGCGAAUUUCAAAGUGGAAUUGAAAAGUUUGGAGAAGAGGAGUGGAUAGUGUUUAAAAACCGGACUCACAAAUUCGAUGAGUUUUUGACAGAGUGGGACCAAAAGGUUGAAGAACAAAUUUCAGCAGGACACACUGCACCGCUAAUUUCUCAUUUGCAAAAAGAAAUUAAAAUAUACAUGGAAAUGUGUCCUGGUCUGAGGCUGAUGAAGGCCGACAUGUUCAGCGAAAAGCAAUGGGCGUCGAUGCUCGAGUUGGUCGGCGUUCGCUACCAAUCGAUGGAAACGCUGAAAUUCCGCGAAUUCCUUUUGGCGAAGGACCAAAUCGUCCAGAACAUGGAACAAAUAAAGACGUUGAUAGCACAAGCCGCGAGCGAGAUUGUAAUCAGACAGGCGCUUAGUGAGCUGAACACUUGGGAAAUCGAGGCAAGAUUCGCCUUUUUCGAGCACACCGACACCCAGGGCAAAAAACUGAUGCUCGUGCAAGACUUCAAGGAGAUUUUGAGCAAGGUGGGAGACAACCAGUGCCUGUUGCAGUCGAUUAAGAGUUCGCCAAAUUUCGAGAGCUUCAAAGACCAGGCCACGCUGUGGGAAAACAGACUUGCCAUUCUCGACGAGUGCCUCAGAAAUUUGGCACAGAUUCAACGGAAGUGGCUGUACCUGGAGCCGAUUUUCGGUGCUGGCUCCCUGGCGAGCGACAAGGCGCGUUUCCACCGCGUCGACGUCGAUUUCCGCAACGUCUCCGUCGAGGUGGCGAGGGAAACGAAAGUGAUUUCUCUGUGCCGGCGAACCGGGCUGCCACGGCUGCUCGCAGGCCUGAUCGACCAGCUCGAACGGUGCCAGAAGAGCCUCAAUGAUUUCUUAGAGGAAAAACGUUCAGCGUUUCCACGCUUUUAUUUCAUCGGUGAUGAUGAUUUGCUGGAAAUACUGGGCCAGUCGACGAAGGAAAAGGUGAUUCAGGCGCACCUGAAAAAGCUUUUUGCCGGAAUCCACCAUGUCGACUUUUCUGAAGACAAACGGAGCAUCAUGGCGAUCAAAUCGCUGCACGGCGAAGUGGUCCAGUUGAAAAGAGCAGUUCACCUUCAAGACAAUGUUGAGUUGUGGUUGGGCCACUUGUGCGGCGAGAUGAAACAAACGCUGCAGGAACUGCUGGUGAAAUGCUCAGAAGAAGCACGAAAAUCAGAUUCAGGCCCGAAUCUGUCGAAUUAUCCAUCACAAAUUCUCUGCUUGUCGGAGGAAAUCCAGUUCACGCAACAAUGCGAGGCCGCGAUUACAAGCAACCGACUUGGCAAUUUUAGAAAAUCUUUAAAAGCUCGUUUAGAGGGUUUGACGAAUUUCGUAACGAAAAGCGACUCAGAAUACUCGACUGUGCUGAUCCUCAAAAUCAGAGCUCUAAUCAUGGUUUUGAUUCACAACAUCGCCAUCGUCGAUUUCCUGGCGAAUUCGAAAAACAGCGUGACAACCGACUCGUGGGAAUGGCAGAAACAACUGAGAUUCUACCAAAUCAACAAUGGCGCAACAACCGUGAAAAUGGUCGACGCGGAGUUUGAUUACACUUUUGAGUACCUGGGCAAUUCCCCGCCCUUGGUACAUACUCCACUGACAGACAAGUGCUACCUCACCCUGACGCAGGCGAUGCACAUGGGUCUCGGUGGAAAUCCCAUCGGUCCUGCUGGAACGGGCAAAACCGAGUCGGUGAAAGCGUUGGGCAGUCUGCUUGGCCGGCAAGUUCUCGUCUUCAACUGUGAUGAAGGAAUAGACAUGAAGUCGAUGACGCGAAUUUUCGUCGGUCUAGUAAAGUGUGGCGCCUGGGGCUGCUUCGACGAGUUUAACAGACUCGAGGAGGCCACCCUGUCCGCCAUCUCCAUGCAAAUCCAGGCCAUCCAAAGUGCACUCAAGAGCAAACAGGGCACUGUCACCUUAAUGGGAGAAUCGAUCGAAUUAGACCGCAACGCUGGUAUUUUCGUGACGAUGAACCCUGUCGGAAAGGGCUACAAGGGUCGACAGCGGCUUCCUGACAACCUGAAGCAGCUUUUCCGGCCGAUCGUGAUGGCCAAGCCGGACAGCGAGCUGAUCGCCGAAGUUCUCCUCUGCACAGAGGGCUUCCAGCACGCGGCGGACGUCGGCCGGAAGCUGGUGGAGGUGUUCAACCUGGCCGGGCGGCUACUCAGUCAGCAGCAGCACUACGACUGGGGUCUCAGGGCUCUCAAGACGGUGCUCCAAGGCUGCGGCUCGGCCCUGAAGGAGGCCAAGAAUAAGGCGGGUGACGCGGACAGAAAUGCCAGCGCCGAAGCCGAGCUCGCUGUGCGCGCCCUCCGGCUCAACACGCUGUCCAAGCUGACCAAGACGGACAGCGUGCACUUCGACGCUGUUGUUAGGGACGUUUUUCCUUCCGUGGCCAUCACCGAGGUGCAGAACGAACAGCUCGUGCAGGCCCUUAAAAGGAGCUACGAGCACCUACAACUAGUUGAAACCCCCAAACAGAUAAAGAAGUGUUUGGAGCUGUUUGAGCAACUGCAGCAGCGAAUGGGGGUCGUGAUCGUGGGUCCGACAGGCUCAGGAAAAACGACGGUCUGCUGCCUGCUGAGCCACGCCCUGAGCCAGUUGGGCCUCGUCGUCAGGCAGCACACCAUCAACCCGAAGGCGAUGCCUCGGGCCCAGCUACUGGGCUUCGUUGACCCCGACACCAGGCAGUGGAACGACGGCGUGCUCACCGUCAGCGCCCAACAAGUUUACAAUGAACCCUUAGAAAUUUCCUCCUGGAUCGUGUGUGACGGCGACAUUGACCCUGAGUGGGUUGAAUCUUUGAACUCCGUAUUGGACGACAACAGGUUGCUGACCCUGCCGUCAGGGUGGCGAAUUCAGUUCGGUCCGAAUGUGAAUUUCUUGUUCGAGACGCACGACCUGAGCCACGCGUCGCCGGCCACGAUUUCACGCAUGGGAAUGAUUUUGAUGAGUGAGGAUGAUGUCGAUUUGAAACAUUUGGUGGCCGUUUGGAAACGCCAAAAGCAAGUGGAAAACGAACCCAUUUCAGACUGGCUCGAUGAUUUCUUCUUCAAAGCGGUUGAUUGGACACGAGAAAAUUCUGAAUUUGUGGUGGCUUGGUCCACGAUUGGGAUGGUGCGGACGGGGCUGUCGCAAAUGAUUGGAAUAAAAAGCAAAUCUCACUUUACUGUGGCGCUGAUCAAAGGUCUCGGCUCUAAUUUGACUGAAACGAGCCGGCUAGCAUUUGCUACACAGGUUUUUGAGUGGACUGGUGAGAGCAUGGUGGAUCCUGAACGCGUUUUGCUCUCUUAUUACAACCAAUUGCAGGACUGCGUAGACACUCAUUACUCAGAAGACCUGGAAAAGGAUCAAACAGAGCAGAUUGUCUUGACAGCGUACGGAAAAUCUAUUUUGGACCACUUGGAUGCGUGGUUUAGGGAGGAAAGCACGAAGCCGUUUUUGCUUGUUGGGCCGCCAGGCUGUGGCAAAAAUACACUUCUGCAGCACUAUUUUUCGCAAAAGAGGUCCAUCGACGUUGCAGAAAUUCACUGCAGUGCGCAAAUAACGCCACAUCACGUUUUGCAGAAGUUAAAACAGGUCACAAUAAUUACGUCAAGCAUCAGCGGAAGGGUGAUCAGACCGAAAAACGCAGAACACCUUGUCCUUUACCUGAGAGAUCUAAAUCUUGCAAAACCGGACAACUGGGGCACAAACAUGCUCAUCUCCUUUCUCCAACAAAUCCAGAGUUAUAGAGGAUACUUUGACAAUCUGGAGUGGGUGGGCGUGGAAGGGAUCCAAUUUAUAGGCACAAUGACGAACAGCAACAAAACGUUCGGGUUGUCACCGCGUUUCAUGUCUUUGGUGGCCGUGCUGGCGAUGCGGUACGCCGACCACCGCGACUUGCAACACAUCUACGGCAGCCUGCUCGGCCGCAGUUUGAGCGACACGCUGCCCGAGCUCAACCUGUGGCACUCGUCGGGCAAACUCGGCACCCUCACCGACACCAUGAUUUACAUUUACACAGAGGCUGCAACCGCUUUCACCCCGAUGCAGCAGAGCCAUUACCUUAUCAACCCGUUCUAUUUGACAAAGUGGUGUGAAAAUUUGAGAAGAUACUCUUUUUCAAGUGGAGCUGAUCUAGUUGAUUCGGUUUUAUUGGCGUUGGUUCACGAGGUGAUGCGAUUAUUUGGCGACAUGCUGACGACCACGGAGGAAAGAGACAAGCUGGAGCUGCUGGUGAGAAAUUCAAUCGAAGAAAAGUGGAACAAAUCGUCUUCUCACAUCAUGGAGAAAUUAAAACAUAACUUUUUUGUGUCACUUGGAGCAUCAUCAAAGGACGACCGGAAAGCGAAAAACUUGGGCCGAUUGAGCUGUUCAGAAUGGAGUGUGAUGGUGGACAAAUUCUUGAACCAAUAUGCAAAAGAAGAGCAAGGCGUGGAAAUCGUCGUAACGCAAGACUUUCUUCAAAGCGUGGCGAGAAUCGACCGCGUGCUAAGUGCUCCGCGCGGAUCUCUGCUCUUAUGCGGGAAAGCGGGCUCCGGACGCAAAACGGCAGCUCGACUUGUCUCGCUGAUGCACGGCUCCAAAUUGAUUUCGCUGAACGUAACCGCUGAUUACACAACGAAGAGUUUCAAAAAGGAGCUAAAAUCGGCCAUUCAUUCGGCUGCGUUUGAAGGGGAGCAGGUGAAUCUUCUCAUUGAAGAUUACCAGCUGGUCAAACCGGACUUUUUGGACCUGGUGAACAGUCUUUUGGCUUCGGGAGAAAUUCCCGGAUUGUACUCGAACGAGGAGCUCGAGUCUCUCAUGGGCACUUUAAGGGAAAUGGCUUCGCAGGAUGGAUUUAUUGGAAGUCUAACUGCAUACUUUGCCGAGAGGGUAAAAAACAACCUGCACGUCAUUCUCGUCAUGGACUCCAGUGAUCCUAAUCUGGUGCAGAAUUGCGAGAGCAACCCGGCCAUUUACAAAUUCUGCUCCAUUCAGUGGAAUGAUUAUUGGCUCGACGAGAGUAUGACGAAAAUUUCUCAGCAUCUGCUCACCACGUCAUCGGAGGUUAUCAAAGAAGACGACGAAAUCCACUCUCACGUGAUCUCCAUUCACAAAAGCGCCCCUGCCCCGUUGACAAACCCGUACCGUUUCGUCUGUUUCGCGCGUUCCUACCGAGACAUCUUCCUAUCGAAGCAGCAGGCAAUGCGGGCCAGACAGGAGAAGCUAGGGGCCGGAAUCUCAAAACUGACCGAGGCCCAGGAGGUGGUCAAGGAGUUACGUGAAAAGGCUGGUCUGCAAGAAAAAGAACUGGCGCACAAGCAGGCAGAGGCGUCGGCGGCUUUGAACAUGAUCUCGGAGACAAUGCAGGGCGCCAACACGCAGAAGGCCGAGAUGGAGAGCCUGAAGGCGCAGACGGUGAAGGAGAACGAGCACCUGGCGUCCAGGAAGAAGGAAAUCGACCUGGAGCUGGCAGAAAUCGAGCCACUGGUGCAGGAGGCGCAAGCCGCUGUCGGAAAUAUCAAAACCGAGUCCCUCUCUGAGAUCAGGUCCUUGCGAGCCCCACCCGAGGUCAUCAGGGACAUCCUGGAGGGCGUGCUCAGGCUGAUGGGCAUCCAGGACACCUCGUGGAACAGCAUGAAGAUCUUCCUGGCGAAACGCGGCGUCAAGGAGGACAUCAAGACCUUUAAUGCCAGGAACAUUUCGCUCGAGAGCAGGGAGGCUGUGGAGAAGCUGCUCAGGAGUAAAAAGGAGUCGUUCGACCAGAAAAACGCCAAGCGGGCCUCCGUGGCCGCCGCGCCGCUCGCUUCCUGGGUCAUUGCCAACGUCAAGUAUGCAGUCGUCCUGGAGAAAAUCAGGCCUUUGGAACGAGAGCAGGACAAAUUACAACGGAAUAUGAAUGACUUCGAGGCAAACAUCGGAAAAAUCAGCUCCGAUUUAACCAGCGUGAACGAACGAGUGGCUGAGCUAAAAGUGAGACUGAACACGUUUACGAAAGAAGCCGCAGAAAUCGAAAUCCAUCUAACAAAAGCAAAAGACACUUUGAAAGCGGCCGAGUCUUUGGUGGGAAAACUCAUCGACGAGUACGAGAGAUGGAAAAUCCAGCUGCAAGAGCUGUCUUUCGAGUUGAAGUCGCUGCCGGCGAAAGCUCUCUUGGCGGCCGCUUUCGUGGUAUAUUUACCAGGCCUGCCAGAGGAGGAGCGGAGAAGGGCUUUGGAUUCUUGGAAAUCGGUGCUGCAAAUCGAAGAAUUUUCCAUCCAGUCUUUCAUGGCGUCGGAGCAGCAGAUUAUGGUCUGGCUCUCCCAGAGUCUGCCGUCGGACACAGUUUCCAUUGAAAAUGCAAUCGCCACACUGAAUUCCAAAAUCCGGCCGCUCAUUAUCGAUCCCACUUCUGAAGCGCUUGAGUGGAUUCAAAAUAAUUUGAAACAACAAACUGUUGAGGUUUUGCACCAAAACAAUGAACGAUUUUGCACUUUGCUGGAACUGGCUGUUAGGUUUGGGAAAGUUUUGGUCAUCCCGGAUGUGGAUUUUGUCAGUCCAGUCAUAGUCCCUCUCCUUAAGGAACAAUAUAUUUUCCAAGGGGCCCGAUGCAUGAUUAAAAUCGGAGACAAACUGGUUGACUACAAUAAGGAUUUUAAAUUGUUUCUGGUGAGCAGAAACACCAGUCCUGAAAUUUGUCCCACCGCCGCUGCAGCUUUAACAAUGGUCAACUUCUCGACAACCCAAGCCGGUCUUUCAGGACAGCUCCUUGGCUGUGCAUUGAAACACGAUAAACCAGAACUGGAGGUAAGACGCGGGGAACUGCUGCGGGAGGAAGAAAAAAUGCGGACAGAAUUGGAAAAGCUGCAAGAAAACCUGUUGGUUGAACUAUCCUCAGCCCAGGGCGAUUUGCUAGAAAACAAAGAGUUGCUGAAUUCUCUGCGGGAGACCAAGGCGAGCAGCAUCAAAAUAUCAGACUCACUCGCAGAGUCAGACAAGCUGAAAAUGAGCCUGCAAGCUGAAAGAGAACUGUACAGACCCCUUGCCAAGUUUGCCGGCCGCCUCUACUUCGCAGUUGCUAAACUUACAGCUGUCAAUAUCAUUUAUAAUUUCUCCGUCUCCUUCUUUGUCAAGCUGUUCAACAUCGCCUUGGAGCAGACUGAUAUUGAAGAGGAAACUGGCGAAAGGAUCGAAAGCGUGAAACGACGCUUGAUUCAACUGGUGUUCGACAAAAUCGGCAGAGCACUAUUCAAAUCAGACAUCAUCAUGUUUUCCAUGCACGUGAUCAAUGCGGUUAAUACGGAAUCAACUCCCGCAGAGGAGUGGCACGUGUUCAUUGGCAAAGCAACUGGGGAGAUAAUCGAAGUUGAUGUCCCUUCGUGGAUUAGUUCAGAGCGCCGGAGCCAUGUCCAAAUUCUUUUGAGCUCGCUUCCAAAUAUAGCAGAAAUCGUGCGGCUGGAGGAGCCAGCGCUCUGGAAGCCCUUCAUGGACAGCUCCGAGUGCGAAACGAAUUUUCCACAACACACGCAGAGCCUGAGCCUAUUUCAAAGGGUGCUCGUGGUGCAAGCGUUGCGACCUGAUCGCCUCCGAACGGCCAUGAUCCUAUUUGCCCAACUGACUCUCAAUAUUUCUGAUAUUUUCCCGAGUGCUUUGAGCCUCAAGAAACUGCUGUCGGAAACGCAAUCAGCCGAGCCGAUUUUGCUGCUGUCGUUACCGGGAACCGAUCCGUCAAUCGAAUUGAAGUCCCUCGCCUGCAACACAAUUGGCCAAAACGCUUUCCACGAGGUGGCUCUGGGCGAAGGCCAGAUCGAAUCCGCGGAGGCAAUGCUGGUAGAUGCGAGCCGCGAAGGGCACUGGUUGUGUUUGAAGAACUUGCACUUGGUCUGCAAAUGGCUGCCGUCGCUGGAGGCCAAGCUCAAAGCUCUCCAGCCACAUGCUGACUUCAGACUUUGGCUCACUUGCCAACCGAAUGCUAAUUUGCCACCGGUUUUCCUCAAGUUGUGCCUCAAAGUCGUAUAUGAAGCACCGCAAGGGAUCAAGCGGAACAUGCAGAGAACGUUUGCCGGCUGGGGCCGCGAGACGAUCGAGGCGCCGAGCAAGCAGCCUGUGCUCAGGGCGCAGCUGCUAUUCGCUUUGGCCUGGCUGCACGCUGUCCUGCUCGAAAGGGCCGUCUACGUGCCGCAGGGCUGGAGCGAGGCCUAUGACUUCAGCGACGCGGACCUCAAGGCAGCAACGGGGGUCAUCGAGCCCCUCGUUGCGUCGGGUGGGAAUAUUAAGUGGGACUACAUAUACGGCCUUUUCGAAAAUGUCGUCUACGGUGGAAGGAUUAAAAACGAGUUUGAUAUGAAAGUACUUUCGAUUUUGGUGAGGGAAUUCAUCAGUUACACUGCCCUGAGUGGACGGAAUUCCUUUGGACUAGGAGUAGAACUGCCAAAUUCAACGAAAUUUACAGAUGCUUUGAAUUUCAUCUCCAAACUGCCUGAGCAGGACAAUCCAGAGUACCUGAGCCUUCCAUCGAAUAUCAAUUCUUCCUGGCAGAGGGUCACAAGUCAAAAGACAAUCGACCAAUUAAUGCAGCUCUCGCGGUCCAGUUUCAUCUCAAAAAUCGAUAUGGAUAAAUGGGACGCUUUGUUGACACCAAUGUUUAAUUUGUGGAAAAAAGUCAACCAGGGGGCUGGAAUAAUCCAAUCGAAAAUUCCUAAUGACGUUGUCGCCGGCUCUCCGGUUGAGCAGUUUUGCGGCCUGGAGUGGAAAAAAGCUGUCAGUCUCGUCCAGAAGAUCCACAAAACCUUAGCAGCCCUGAUGAAGGUGGUCAGGGGAGCCUUGGUCCCCAGCAGGGAAAUUUCCCAACUAGCUAUCUCAAUAAUAAGCCACCAGACUCCAAACCUGUGGCAGAAGGACUGGGAAGGGCCCUCGGAACCUUUGCAGUACGCAACCACAGUGGUUCUCAAGGCCCAAGCCAUUCAAAACUGGAUGACGAGAAGCAAGCAGGGUGUCCUCUUGAAGGAAAACCUCAACCUGUCCGAGUUACUCCAUCCGGAGAAUUUCCUCAUCGCUCUUAAACAACAAACAGCCAGGCAGUUUAAGUUGGCCCUGGUCGACUUGCAGCUGACAUCGAGUCUCACUGGACAGUUAGCGGCCGCACACCUUUCCGUCAGGGUGUCUGGUUUGUUCAUCGAAGGUGCGAAUUUCCAGUCUGGCAUGCUGACCCCGGUCAAGUCGCAUUUCCCUGCGCUGCAGGAGUUUCCGUCCUUCUACGUCGCCUGGCUGCCAAAGGCUACUGUCAGCUCAUCUCAGCAUCACGUCUCGAUUCCUAUAUACCAAUCGGUCAGCCGAGAAAAUUUCAUCUCUAGUUUGGAGCUCCCCUUCUCCGGACAAAGGGAGCAGUGGCUUUGUGCAGCAGUGGCACUUUUCCUUCAGGCGCAAAAUGUCUAGGACAUAGUUGAAACGAAAAAUAGCAAUUUUGUAGUCAAAUUGAUGAAAUGCCUGUCGCGUGCUUAAAAUGUGUUUGCAAAGUGGGAAAAUUGCGUCCAUUACAUAUAACAAUUGAAAAUUUGUACCAAACAAAAAUUACUUUGAAAACGUUGUUACGCGGC